AUCAACACUCGAGGGGGUGUGGCUUCAGAAAGCGUCGCCACCAUCCAGCCAUCAUGCUAGGCUAGCCGGAGUAGCCCAGUCCAGUGCUAACCACCAGCUAACUCACAUUGUGACCCAUGUAGAACACAUUCAGCCACGGGGGGAUAACGGUUUGAUCGAUUCGAGGACCGAAUGGAUGAAAGGAGCGAUGUGCACUUGAGGUGUAUCGUUUUGUUCUACCAAAGGACCUCCGUGAACAGCCCCCUCGGCUAGGACCCGGGCUACCUCGGCUAGCCGCACACACCGCUUGCUACUAUCACGACCAACACAGCAGCAGACACACGGGACCAGCCGCCACACACGCCGGGGAUAGUGCGUCAUCACUCCUUCCCAGGGCCAUGGAAAAGGCAGACUUUUUGAAAGGGCUUCCUGUCUACAACAAGAGUAACUUCAGCCGAUUCCAUGCAGACUCCGUUUGCAAAGCCUCUAACCGUAGGCCGUCGGUCUACCUGCCCACCCGUGAAUACCCCUCAGAACAGAUUAUUGUGACAGAGAAAACCAACAUCCUUCUGCGAUAUCUUCAUCAGCAGUGGGACAAAAAGAAUGCCGCCAAGAAGCGGGAACAGGAACAGGGGGAGGGAGACAGUCCUGCGCCGCCCAGGAAGAUCGCCAGGACAGACAGCCAAGAGAUGAAUGAGGACUCAUAAGUGUGUGUGUGUGUGUGUGUGUGUGUGUGUGUGACUGUGUGUUUGUCUGUCUACAGGGCAUAGCCUAUAUAAAUGACGACUGGUCCCUGGUUUAGCGCUGUUGUUUCUGUAUUUGCGAUGUACAUGUCCCAGCAUGGAGCCGUCCCGUGCUAGAGCUAGGCUCCGCCCACUCGGUGGACGUGGGCUCAUUGAUACUCGUCCCGGUCUGAUGAUGAUGGUGGUGAACAGGACUACUGCGUGUGAACGCCUUAACCCAAGGAGGACGCUGACGCCGUAACCAUUAGGCACCGUGUGCUCGACCAGUGGUUUAACCAUUCACCGAAUUAGAAACGAUCCAAAUUGAUAUCGCCCCCUUCUCAAAGUUCAAAAGAAGUCUUACGAAUGAGCCGAUUGUGUGACAUGACGUGUACAGUGCAACGUGGGGAUGUCCGGUGAACCCCUGACCAGCUCUUAACCAGUAGAGCUCUUCACGGCUUUGCUGGUUUUUGCGUCGUUUUUUUUUUUUUAUUCUUUGUAAAUGUCGUAUGUGCAGUGGUUUGCCUGCAUGAGUUGUAACUAUGUAAGUAUGUAUCAAGUGGAAGGAAAUGCUGAAAGCAUCUGGAACCGUGAGAGACAGACUCAGCCCCCAGUUAACUUCAGAAUUAACACUGUAAUUAAAAACCUCCAGUGCUGGAUAGCAAAACCUAUACUGUCAAACAUUACUGGAAAGAGUCCGUCGAGAUUUUUUGAAUUGAGGUGUUUUAAUUCUUUCAUCUGAUUGUGGCUAUUGGUGUUUGGCUCUGAGCUUCCUGCCAGCCCUCGUGCCCCACAUUGUGGAGGGAGGGGGCACUGCCACAUAUAUCCUUACCAUUCAAUAUAAAAGACCCAAGAUUGCACUGUGAAGAACGGCACACAACAUUGGAGAUUGCUCGUUUGCGUUUUAUUAUUUUAAACUUGGAAUAUAAAAUAUGCAUCUACGUUUACCUUUGGUCAAUGUUUUGUUUUGGGAUUUUGGAGGAAUUCUGGAGCUAGCCCCCUUUUAGCUCAUGUCUUAACACAAGUGGGGAUGGGCCAAGGUUCCUCCAAAAGGUGUGUGGUCUAACGGAUUCAGUUCUUCACCCGUUUUCUUUUAGCAUUAAAGUUACAGUGACGCUGAAUCUGAAUCUGAUUGCACAAUGAGGCACUGCACAGGUGGUGGAGACUUAAGAACCCAUGUUAGGGUCAGAGUGUAGAUGGGGAGGGCGGAUUCAUGAGGACGGAUGAAUAAGGGCCAGAGCCAGAAGUAGUUUCUCAAGUUAAACAUUGUUUCUGCCUUCGAUGUCAAACGUUUUGUAACGGGCCGUUCCCCGGGCCAGGGUCUUAUGACGGCUGUCUGCUGCCAGUCUCUACUCUGCUCUUCCGACUGGGCGAGUACACAGUGAUUACACAUCUGUAUACAUGCCACGGUUAAUCAAAGAGGCUGAUGCCCCAUCUGUUGGCAGGCAGAGACUGAGCUGGGGGAGUGAGGCUUACAGUAGACGGAUCCCGGGUGUUUAAGGGUAUUACAAUUAUAGGAAUCGCCCUGGAGUGCAUAAAUGAAGCAUUUGUGCAUUUGAGUGCACUUUUUCUAAUCUAAUUAACACUGCCCAGCAAAUGAACUGCGACGCCACCUCUCCUGUCUUACAGCCGUAGACGCUGCGAUGUGGGCCGGCGCCGUGGUUUCUCAUCUUCCUCCUAACCAUGCAAUAUAAACACGUGUCUGAUCCUAAAUCCCAGAACCAUGUCAGGCUUCUGCUUCUUCGUUAGACUGUUCUGCGACUCCUUAGGCUGUGCCUCAUGUUAUUUACUAGGAAUGGACGUAUUCCUUUUAGCUUUGCUGCAAUAAAUAUGGAUUGAAAUUAA
Gadus morhua (Atlantic cod) is the source of this 2546-nucleotide messenger RNA. RefSeq names its product DET1- and DDB1-associated protein 1. Lineage: Eukaryota; Metazoa; Chordata; Actinopteri; Gadiformes; Gadidae. Gene Ontology annotation, biological process: positive regulation of proteasomal ubiquitin-dependent protein catabolic process. Bases 378 to 686 code for a protein of 102 amino acids. Gene Ontology annotation, cellular component: Cul4-RING E3 ubiquitin ligase complex. The transcript is spliced from 5 exons. The record is from RefSeq and is a predicted model, not a curated record.